UAUACCAAAUAAGUUAUUUACCGCGAAAUUAAAAAUUUCUUGUUAACAAAAGUAUUGCAUGCUUUGAUUUGACAGAUAAAUACAACCGUGUUGAAUGAUAUCGAUCAACAUCUAUUUGAUUUUUAAUUAAAAUUAUAAACUAAUUCGGACCGGCAUUCAAAAUGGCACGCUGCACUCUACUGCUUAUUUUCUUCUUUGCUGCCCAACAAUUUCUUGUGCACGCUUUGACACCAGUUACUGAAGGUAUAGUGAGAAUUGUUGGAGGCACCACAGCAUCGGAAGGAGAAAUUCCGUGGCAAGUUGCAAUUUUUCUCUUUGGCUCGAUAAAUUGCGGAGCUUCUAUCAUAAGCGAAAAUUUUAUUGUCACCGCUGCACAUUGCUCAGACUACCCAGCUAAGGUUUACACAGUCAUUUCUGGUACCGUGAACAUCUAUGAAGGUGGAAGACAACACAACGUGUCAAACAUUUAUGUGCACGAGGGAUGGAACCCCAUCACAUUCGAAAAUGACAUUGCCGUCUGGCAAGUAGACCCACCAUUUGAAUGGAAUGGCCAGACCGCGCCAAUUGGCCUUUUGGACCAAGGAGUCGACACUCCAGCCAGAACUUUGGCCACGGUUUCGGGCUGGGGCACCACAUCGCUUGGUGGUAAUUAUUCAGACCUUCUCCUGAAAGUGGAAGUGCCUAUUGUUCCCCAGAUCGACUGUGAUGCAGUGUACGUCAAUUUUGGGGGAAUUUUUCCAAGUCAGAUUUGUGCUGGAUUUCCGAUGGGAGGUGCCGACGCUUGUCAAGGGGACUCUGGAAGCCCACUUUUUUUUAAUGGGACAUUGCAUGGAAUUUCAUCGUGGGGCGACGGAUGCGCUGCGCCUGGAAUCCCCGGAAUUUACACAAAAGCUUCAGCGUACAGGGACUGGAUCAAUCAAAUAACUGGAGUAUAAAUAAGCCGAUGAAAAAGAAAAUCAUGUAAAGUUUUCUUUCUGAUUGCUGAUUUAAAUUUUGUGCACGGAACAAAAUAAAAUUUUAAUAUUAUAUAAUUUCAAUUCAGGAAAUUUUUAGGCCGUUUUGCAUCUCUCUGUCAUCUUUAUAUGCUAAUUAAAAUACAUUUAUUUUUUAAUAAAAAAUAUGA
Neocloeon triangulifer is the source of this 1123-nucleotide messenger RNA. RefSeq names its product trypsin-1-like. The coding region runs from base 162 to 935 and encodes 257 amino acids. Lineage: Eukaryota; Metazoa; Arthropoda; Insecta; Ephemeroptera; Baetidae. The record is from RefSeq and is a predicted model, not a curated record. Gene Ontology annotation, molecular function: serine-type endopeptidase activity. Gene Ontology annotation, biological process: proteolysis. The transcript is spliced from 5 exons.